AUGUCGUUGGCAGGCAACGUUAAGCCACCCUGUGGCAAAUCCUCGUCCCAGGAACGCCCCUUCUCCCUUCCGAUUUUCAUUGGUGCUCCGUUGACAGUCGCUUCUGUACCGGAGGAAGGAGCGGAUGACUCUUCCUGGGAGGCCGGGCAGCGAUACCUCUUCGACAUCUCUUCCCUGGCGGAGGCGGACGAAGUGGUGGGGGCUGAACUGAGGAUCCUGCGGAAAGCCGCCGAAAACAGGAGCUUGGCUUCGUCCCCGGAAGGGAUGCUCCAUCGCCUGUUGCUCUCCACUUGCCCCGACCAAGCAGAAGGCCGGGAGCCGGGCCUUUUGGACUCCAGAGCCGGCGAUCUUCUGGGCUCCGGCGACGCCGCGGCGCCCCAGUGGGAGGUCUUCGAUGUCUGGGCAGCCUUGCGGCCCUGGGCCGAGCAGGCUGGCCGCCCCCAGCGCCCGCGCGCCCUCUGCUUCUGGCUACGGGUCGUCUCGGGCCAGUCCGGGCAGCUCUUACCCCCCCGGCAGCUGGGCUUCGGCCGGGAGCAACCAGCGCAGCCCCACGAGAGGGCCCUGCUGGUGGUGUUUUCCCGCACCAAGCGGAAGGACAACCUGUUCAAGGAGAUCCGCGAGAAGAUCCGGGCUCUGAGCGGUGGGUCCGAGCUCCUGCUGGGGUCCCACGAGCUGAGCCCAGGCGCCCUGGCCAAACAGAAACGGCGAAGGCGGCGGACGGCGCUGGCGGGCCGGGCCGCGGGCGGGCGAAGCCAGAGCAAAAAGGUGAAGAGCCGCUGCAGCCGCAAGGCGCUGCACGUCAACUUCAAGGAGCUGGGCUGGGACGACUGGAUCAUCGCGCCCCUGGAUUACGAGGCGUAUCACUGCGACGGCGUGUGCGACUUCCCGCUGCGCUCCCACUUGGAGCCGACCAACCACGCCAUCAUUCAGACGCUCAUGAACUCCAUGGACCCAGAGUCCACCCCGCCCAGCUGCUGUGUGCCUUCCAAGCUCAGCCCUAUCAGCAUCCUGUACAUCGACUCCGGCAACAACGUGGUUUACAAACAGUACGAGGACAUGGUGGUGGAGACUUGCGGUUGCAGGUAA
Messenger RNA from Python bivittatus (Burmese python), 1086 nucleotides. The record is from RefSeq and is a predicted model, not a curated record. NCBI's taxonomy places the organism in Eukaryota, Metazoa, Chordata, Lepidosauria, Squamata, Pythonidae.